Messenger RNA from Nerophis ophidion (straightnose pipefish), 8135 nucleotides. Its product is annotated as KIAA0513 ortholog. NCBI's taxonomy places the organism in Eukaryota, Metazoa, Chordata, Actinopteri, Syngnathiformes, Syngnathidae. The transcript is spliced from 13 exons. Bases 222 to 1487 code for a protein of 421 amino acids. The record is from RefSeq and is a predicted model, not a curated record.
CGUCAUUGAUAUUUGCGCAUGCGCAUUUCGGAUGUCGUCCUGCCAGCAACAGACAGAGGAGGAGCAGCCCCCUUUUCCUCCAUCAAGACUUCCCACUUAUGUAUGAGUGCAGUCAAGAAAAGGGAAACUUCAUGUCGCCUGCUCUGCAACCACAUGCUUGUUCCUGUGGAGCACCGAAUAUCUCCUUCUAAGACUAAGGAGCCAACUUGGAGUCUUUGACAAUGGACAACCUAAUAGACUUUGACAUGUCAUCUGAGGCUACACCAAGAGACAACCCUUCGUGCCAUUCAAACAUUUUCUCCCCAGAGCCACUGUCCUCCAGGUUGGCUCUGCAACCCUCACUCCCAGAAGCCAUGGCCCCCACCAAGUUCAGCUCCCAUCACCGUCACAAAGAUGAGGAUGGAAAUGUGAGCGAUGCAACCGAGUCCGCAGACAGUGAGAACGACAUGGACUCGCCCUUGACCGCGUUGGAACUAAGACGCUCGUCGUCGUCAUCUGCUCACAGUGCUGAGGACAAUGAUGCUGAGGCAGUUGAGAGAAGGGAGUUCAUGAAGACGUAUGUGGAGAAAGUGUUCCAUGGAAGGGAGGACUUGGAUCAAGAAGAGAAAUCUCGAUUUGGAGAGCUGUGCAGUGGCGAAAAUGGGAAAGGCAGAGAGUGGUUUGCUAAAUUUGUCAGUGCACAGCGCUGCCAAUCUAAAUGUGUGAGUGAAGGUGCCUUCUACAGACUGGUGCAGUCUUUUGCUGUCGUAUUGUUUGAAUGUCACCAAAUGGAUGACUACAGCCCAGCCAAAAACCUAAUGACUAUGUGCUUUACAUACUACUAUAUUGGAAAGUCGCAGCCAUCUCCUGCAGAAUUAUUCGACCGUGGAGGCCCACCUGCUGGUCUGGACUCGUAUCUAUACAAGGCCAACUCCUGGCUGUCUGAUAAGAAAGAUGCUGCUGAGCGACUCCUCAAAAACUCAUCGAAGACUGACGUCAAAGGCUUUUUUGGAGGCCUUGAAAGCAAGUUGAGAAACUCAGUGACUACGAAGACCGAGGAUGGUGAAAGUCAAUUUAAGACAAAACCUAAUUUAUCAGUGUCUGAGGUUCCAGAGGAAACCAAAGGAGAAAAGGUGUACUUGUACACCCACCUGAAGCAGCAACCCAUCUGGCACACAUUGCGAUUCUGGAAUGCUGCAUUCUUUGAUGCAGUUCAUUGUGAGAGGAACAAGAGGUCACCAACUACAAGCAGGGGAACGCAAGAUGAAGACAAAGAUAAAAGGGAGAAGUGGUGUCACAUGACCCAGCAGGAAAGGGACGACCGCUCCAAAAUGGAUGAAAACAUUGCUUUUGGCCAGCUGGGGACAUUUACUCACAACAUGCUGGCAUUUGGGCUCAGUAAAAAAUUGUGCAAAGAUUUUCUGAAGAAGCAGGCUGUCAUUGGAAACCUGAAUAAAGAGCAGUACAACUUGUUAACUGACCACAUUGAGAAGAUGGCAACAGAGUGAGGGUGAGGACAACGUGUCGAAUUUCAUGGUCUCCAGCCUGAGCAUGAGCCGUCUCAAAUCAAUGUCACGUGACCAAUUGAAAUACAACACACAUCACUGCAGGGGGGUCCUCGUUUGACGAAAUCCUGUGUUAUGAAUUUCCCUGUUUACCAAACGCACUUUCUUCAUUAUUAAUACCGUACAAAAAAAAAAAAACUAGUUCCGGGCGCGUGGUGGAAUAGUAUGUACAAGGAGUAUAUGCGUAGUCGCGCUUGCUACACGGGUUAAGAAAGGACAAGAAUGUCACUUUUGUUCUUUUUGAUUGACCUUUUGACUUUAAUCUCCAGCAUGAGGCAGACCCUUCUGGGGGCAGUGUGUUUAAAAAAAAAAACUGAACUUAUUUAUUUAUAUUUUUAGAUAGGAUUAAUCACACUAUCGACUCUUAGAUGACUCAUAAUUCAUCACAGGUUUUUUCUUGCUUGCAUAAGUUAAAUUAACUUAAAAAAGAUCCUAAUAUUUGGGCAUAGAUGGAAUUUUAUCGUCAGAAUGUCAUGCAGGAACAUUUUUUUAAAGGUUUUACGUGAACAUAUGCUCAAAACUUGAUCAAAGUCCAGUAGGGUCUGCAGUAUAAUAAAGUGAAAUUUGCCAGUUAGUACCCCAGUCGGAGUCGGACGUAUACGUUGACCUGAUCACUGACAACACAACAACAACACAAACCUUUCAGGUAACCAUCCACAGUUAGGGUAAAGGAGCAUUUAAGCUAAAAUGGUGUGAUUGAAGGCCUACUGAAAUGAGAUUUUCCUAUUUAAACGGGGAUAGCAGGUCCAUUUUAUGUGUCAUACUCUGAUCAUUUUGCGAUAUUGCCAUAUUUUUGCUGAAAGGAUUUAGUAGAGAACAUCGACGAUAAAGUUUGCAACUUUUGGUCGCUAAUAAAAAAGCCUUGCCUGUACCGGAAGUAGCAGACGAUAUGCGCGUGACGUCACGGGUUGUGGAGCUCCUCACAUCUGAAAUUUUUUUACUAUCAUGGCCACCAGUAGCGAGAGCGAUUCGGACCGAGAAAGUGACGAUUUCCCCAUUAAUUUGAGCGAGGAUGAAAUAUUUGUGGAUGAGGAAAGUGAGAGUGAAGGAUUAGAAAAAAUACAAAUAAAAAAGAAAGGCUAUACAGUGGGAGCGAUUCGCAUAUUAUUAGACAAAUUUACUAGGUUAAUUCUGGAAAAUCCCUUAUCUGCUUAUUGUGUUACUAGUGUUUUAGUGAGAUAUUAUGGUCGUACCUGUACACCCUGAAGGUCGGCCCCGCACCUUUCUUCAGCACCAGUUGACGGGUGGUGGUAUGCCCAUCUCCGCCUUUUGCAAGGGACCUUCUUCGAAACACGAUCUUUUGAAAUGAUCGCUGCAUAAUACGCUCUACUUUGUGUUUGUGGUCCAAUCCAACCGUGUUCGCUUGACCGCUCUGUUCCAUCGUAAAGCUUCACCGUCAUCUUUCGGGAAUGUAAUCAAUGAAACACCGGCUGUGUUUGUGUUGCUAAAAGCGGUCGCAAUACACCACUUAUCACCUACAGCUUUCUUCUUUGACGUCUCCAUUAUUCAUUGAACAAAUUGCAAAAGAUUCAGCAACUCAGAUGUCCAUAGAACUGUGAAAUUAUGCGAUGAAAAGAGACGACUUAUAGCUGUGAACGGUGCUGGAACAAAAUGUCCUCUACAAUGCGUGACGUCACACGCAUGCGUAAUCAUAUCGUGACGUUUUAGCAUGAUACUUCCGCGCGAAAUUUAAAAUUGCAAUUUAGUAAACUAAACCGGCCGUAUUGGCAUGUGUUGCAAUGUUAAUAUUUAAUCAUUGAUUUAUAAACUAUCAGACUGCGUGGUCGGUAGUAGUGGGUUUCAGUAGGCCUUUAAUUUGCGUAAUUACAUGAUUAAUGCAAGAUUUUUUUCUUGUGAUUAAUCACAAGAUUAAUAUUGACAGCCCCAGAAAUCAGACAUGCUUGACGGAGCAGUAAUUAAAACUUUUUCAUCGACUUUUAGACAGAAGGGUUCAAUCUGUGUGCUUAUUUGAAGCCGACACGACAAACACGCUCAGUGGAGAUAAAGUUUGAAAAAAGGUGACUGUUUUUACACAACUUUUGCUUUGAAGGGGGAAUUGCAAACUUCCUGUUGAUUUUUGCUGGUAUGAUUUUGUCAGUGGAUGAAAUAUAGGUCUAAGUGAGACCUACAUAGAGGUUUUUGUUUUCUCCGACAUUCCUACUGCGAGUUAGAGGCAGUUUUGUCUGUGUUUUCUUCCUAGGGGGCGCUCGAGCGCAGUUUUGAGUUUUAGGGUUUGUUUUUUUGAUUAGAUCUCAAUUUUUGCCAGUCCUGAUGUGUGUGUCCAUUUUGGUAUAUUUUGAAGCAUGUUAAGAGGGUCAAAUUACAGCUCAAAGAGGCGGCGGUAUAAUAGAAAUAAUAAAGAAUUAAAGCUGCAACCAGCGAGGGACGGGACCGACUUUUGCUGGUGUUUCCUGCCUUUACCCAUUCAACAUAUCUUUACCUGCACAUUACCUACCUUCCCUGCAUCCUGGGGUCACACUGGUGCUUUUUUCUUUCACCCAUACAUGCUGGUGCUUCCUGCCAUCACCCAGACAACAUAUCUUUAUCUGCCCGUUACCUACCUUCUCUGUAUCCUGGAGUCAAACUGGUGCCUCCUUCUUUCACCCAGUCAACAUAUCUUUACCCGCAUAGUACCUACCUUCUCUGUAUCCUGGAGUCAAACUGGUGCCUCUUUCUUUCACCCGGUCAACAUUUGCACGUCACUGAGUUAGAAGCAGUUUUGUCUGAGCAGGAAGCCGCCAUUUUGUGACAGCAGUACACACAACAGCACCAAGACAACAUAUCCUUACCUGCACAUUGCCUACCUUCUCUGUAUCCUGGAGUCAAACUUCUUUCACCCAGUCAACAUAUCUUUGCCCGCACAUUACCUACCUUCUCUGCAUUGUGUGGUCACGCUGGUGCAUCCUGCUUUUAAGCGGCCAUCUUGAGACGGCAGCAGCGCAGAAGCAUCAGCGUAACGGUUCUUUGAAGGCUCAUAAAAUCAAAACCGGAUGAGUUAAAAAAACUCUGCGCAACUUUUAAUCAGAAAGGUUCAAUCUCUUUCCUGUGCGAGUUUGAAGCCAACAUAACAAACACGCUCAGAGGAGAUCCAUCCAUCCAUUUCCUACCGCUUAUUCCCUUUCAGGGGCGCUGGCGCCUAUCUCAGCUACAAUCGGGCAGAAGGCAGCGUACACCCUGGACAAGUCGCCACCUCAUCGCAGGGCCAACACAGAUAGACAGACAACAUUCACACUCACAUUCAUACACUAGGGCCAAUUUAGUGUUGCCAAUCAACCUAUCCCCAGGUGCAUGUCUUUGGAAGUGGGAGGAAGCCGGAGUACCCGGAGGGAACCCACACAUUCACGGGGAGAACAUGCAAACUCCACACAGAAAGAUCCCGAGCCUGGAUUUGAACCCAGGACUGCAGGAACUUUGUAUUGUGAGGCAGACGCACUAACCCCUCUUCCACCGUGAAGCCCAUUAUCUCAGAGGAGAUAAUGUUUGAAAAAAGGUGACGGGUUUUUACAAAACUUUUGUUUUGAAGAGGUAAUUGCCAACUUCUUGUUGAUCUUUGCUGAAGGAUGAGACCUACAUAGAGGUUGUUGUUUCAUGUCCCUACGACAUUCCUACCGGAAUUUACAAGCAGUUUUGUCUGUGUUUUCUUCCUAUGAGCAGUUUUGUCUGUGUUUUAUUCCUAGGGGGCGCUAGAGCGCAAUUUUGAGUUUUGGGUUUUUUUUUUUUUUUAUUAAAUCGCAAUUUUCACCAGUCCGGAUGUGUGUGUCCAGUUUGGUGAGUUUUGAAGCAUUUUAAGGGGAUCAAAUUACUGCUCAAAGAGGCAAAAAUUAAAUUUUUUAGGAAACUUUUGUUUUGAAGGGGUUUUGCCAACUUUCUGUUGAUUUUUGCUGAAGGAGGUCAGUGUAUGAAAUGUAGGUCUAAGUCAGACCUACAUAGAAGUUUUUGUUUCAUGUCUCUACAACAUUCCUAACGGAAGUUACAAGCAGUUGUGUCUGUGUUUUUUCCUAGGAGUCGCUAGAGCGCAAUUUUGAGUUUUGGGCUUUGUUUUUUUGAUUAAAUCGCAAUUUUUGCCAGUCCUGAUGUGUGUGUUCAAUUUGGAGAGUUUUGAAGCAUGUUAAGGGGGUCAAAUUACAGCUCAAAGAGGAGGCAGUAUAAUAAUAAUUAAAGAUUUGGUCCCUAAUAAUUAUAAAACGCUAGAAAUUCAAUAGGGUCCUCUGUCCCAAAGGGACAUCGGUCCCUAAUUAGUGUAGUGGACUCAGUUUUGAGACUUCCUCACAACAGGGGGGAAAGUAAGGAGUUGGCCUGCCUUUUUUUUUUAAGUUAUAGUACCACUGAUUGUCACACACACACUAGGCGUGGUGAAAUUUGUCCUCUGCAUUUGACCCAUCCCCUUGUUCCACCCGCUGAGAGGUGAGGGGAGCAGUGAGCAGCAGCGGUGCCGCGCCCGGUAAUCAUUUUUAAUGAUUUAACCCCCAAUUCCAACCCUUGAGGCUGAGUGCCAAGCAGGGAGGUAAUGGGUCCCAUUUUUAUAGUCUUUGGUAUGACUCGGCCGGGGUUUGAACUCACAAUCUACCGAUAUCAGGACGGACACUCAAACCACUAGGCCACUGAGAGGGCAAUGUCCAAAUAUUAGGUUAUUAGUUAAUUUAAUUUAUGAUAGCAAGUAAAAACCUGUGAUGAAUUAUGAGUCAUCUAAGAGUCAAUAGUGUGAUUAAUCCUAUCUUGAAAAAAAAUAAUUACGUUCCAUUUUUUUUUAAACACCCUCCCCCCAGAAGGGUCUGCCUCUGACCCUGGAGAUGGAAGUCAUAAGGUCAAUCAAAAAGAACAAAAGUGACAUUGUCCUUUCUCAACCUUUGUCCUUUAAAUAACUAUUUAAUUCAGUUAUUCUAUAUAAUCUUUUCAUUAAAAUGUUUUAUUUUGCGUCAAUUAUUCUGCCUAGUAUGACUGACUUAGUCGUAGGACUGGAACUCGUUCGUAGCGUGAGGACCACCUGUACUGUCAACUGUGCCAAAGUUGUAGCAAAGCUCAGUAGUGCUCUGAUACACACAACAUCAAACUUCAUGUGUAAACGCACUUCUUUGCAAAGUGGAAAAAACUUUUCUGCUGUAUAAAAAAAAACAUAUCUGCUUCUGCGUGCAACGACACAGCUCACCAUAGACUAGAACAGUGGUUCUUAACCUGGGUUCGAUCGAACCCUAGGGGUUUGGUGAGUCGGCCUCAGGGGUUCAGCGGAUGUCAAAACACACCCGACUCUUCGUAUGAAUAAAAACUUCUCCCUAUCGGCGUUUUGCGGAUACGGCAACAGCUGAAUGAUUUGCAGGUGUGUAAUUUGUUGUAAGUUUAUGCACUGUGUUGGUUUUGUUGUCUGAACAAAGUGAUGUUCAUGCACGGUUCAUUUUGUGCACCAGUAAAAAAAAAAAAACAUUGUCACACUUUAGUAUGGGUAACAUAUUCAGCAUUAAUUAGUUGCUUAUUAACAUGCAAAUUAGUAACUUAUUGGCUCUUAACUAGUCAUUAAUAAGUACUUAUUAAUGCCUUAUUCGGCCUGGCCCUAUAAUAACCCUAACCCUAACCAAAAAACUCUGAAUUAAGUCUUUAUUACUUAGAAUAUGUCACCCUAGUUUCCAAAUAACUCUAAAUUAAGUCUUUUUUACUUAGAAUAUGUUCCCCUAGUGUCCAAAUAACUCUAAAUUAAGUAUUUGUUACUCAGAAUAUGUUCCCCAUACUAAAGUGUUACCAAAAACAUAUAACUUGGUCCUGAAUUUGAAAAAAACAACAUUUUUUUCUUCACUAAAGAAGGGUUCGGUGAAUGUGCAUAUAAAACUGGUGGGGUUCGGUACCUCCAACAAGGUUAAGAACCACUGGACUAGAACCUUGUGCAGUAUGCAGUGAAAUAACGUUUUUAACCUGUUCAAGAAAUGACUGAUUAUCUUUAUCCCUUCUUUGUAUUCAACACUGUACAGCUUCUGUGUACUUUAAAGAGAAGACUGUAUGUUUAAUUUUAAUUUAAAAUGGGGAAAGGUUUUGUCUGCAAACCAACCUCAAUGUUUAAGAAUAAAAACAUUUAGAAGAUUGGGACUUGAUUAAUACUAUUCAGUAUCAAUACUGAUGGAGUAAAAUAAGGGUCUCAUUAAAGUACGUACUUCUUGACACAUGACUGUUGGCAACAGCAGGAGAUCAUUGUAUUUGAGAAGAGUCUGAUGGCGAAGUGGAGUACAAAACUGUCGAGGACACAUGGGACAAUCUAUUGAGUGCAGCUCCUGCCCUAAAUUAUUUAUAUUUGUAUUCGGACCGAAACUGAGCAGCCGGUAGAGAUGCAUGCCGUAACCACUUUCCAACUUUACCCAUUUUUUUAACCUUUAACAAUUCAUCUCAUGGGAUCACAAAUACGUUAGAGCACGGGUGCCGAAAGUGAGGCCUGUGGGCCAAAUUUGGCCCGUUGAGUCACUUUGUUUGGUCCGCCAAAGCAUGGAAACUUUAUAAAAUUUGUCUUUGGGUUAUUGUGUGUUUCACACUUAAAAUUUGGGGUUUUCUGAUCCAAUAUUGAUGUAGGUUAUCUGCAUACUUGCCAACCUUGAGACAUCCGGAUUCGGUAGA